GUUGACCUUUGGUGCUAAUGCUAGCCUCAAAUUCCAUCUUCCCUAGGACAAAUUGGAUUCAAUGUCCUCCAAACUGGAUGAAAGCAUUUUGCUAAGUGGGUUCCAGGCAAAUGAGACGUUUGUAGACGUGAGUGAGAGUGAGGGCGGAGGGAAGGCAUUUGGAGCGUUUAGCAAUGCGGUGCAGAUGGUGUUGAAGGAGAACUUGGGUCCAUUGAGCAACAAGGAAGUUGUGAUGAUGACUAAGGAGGUUUUACAGGGAUAAUGGUUCAAGUAGCAUCCUUACUUGUAUUGCAAUGAUGAAAAUGUUGGUGCUACCUUCUUGUGGUAGCCUGAAUGUUGGCUUUUAUCCCAAGUUUAAAUAUUUUCCCUUUGGGAUUCAUUAAUCCAUGGUUUGAAUUUGCAAGGUCGUGUGUUGGAAUAAUAAGUGAUUUUUUAA
Rubroshorea leprosula is the source of this 436-nucleotide messenger RNA. The record is from the annotation of a GenBank genome assembly. NCBI's taxonomy places the organism in Eukaryota, Viridiplantae, Streptophyta, Magnoliopsida, Malvales, Dipterocarpaceae.